Apiotrichum porosum is the source of this 1026-nucleotide messenger RNA. RefSeq lists its product as uncharacterized. The record is from RefSeq and is a predicted model, not a curated record. Gene Ontology annotation, molecular function: protein binding. Bases 1 to 1026 code for a protein of 341 amino acids. The transcript has 4 exons. NCBI's taxonomy places the organism in Eukaryota, Fungi, Basidiomycota, Tremellomycetes, Trichosporonales, Trichosporonaceae.
AUGGCCGCACCUGGUAUGGCGACGCCGACGACAACCAGCUCGUCGAGUGCUGUCCCCGACCACUCCAUCGACACCACGCAGCCCACUACCGCCAGCGAAGCCGGCAGCUCAAAAGGCUCGACUGUCGAUGCUUCGACCGCCUUCGCCGUGGGCCUUUCGGGCUACAUCUUCAAUGCAGGCUUCUGUCACCAGCAGUGGGCAGACGUUCAGGUCACCUUCUUCAACACGUCCCUCAAGCUCCACCGCCUGAUCCUCGCUCGCAGCCCCUACCUGGCGCACCUGCUCAUGAACUCGAUGCCCGGAGGCUCGGUCCAGCUCCUGUUCACUGACGACAACAUUACCGAGGAGGCCGUCUACGUCGCUAUCCAGCACCUCUACAACCCCUCACUGCACUUGGUGUCGUCCUCGAAUGCCCGCGCAGUCCUCGCGACGGCAUACCUCUUUGGCGCCAUGCCCGACCUCGAGCAGCGUGCAUACUCUGUUGUGGCCGAGUCCAUCUCGGCGGCCAACGUCGGCGAGCUGAUCCACUGGCUGAGCGCAAGGAUACCAUCCAACGGAUUCACCUUUGGCUCCAACAUUCCCGGCGCACCCCCUAUUACCGCCACUGAUGGCUGGGACACUGCUCCUGCCAUGUAUGGCGAGUGGUCGACCCGCCUGCGUCACGAGGUGCUCGACUUCCUCCUCCGUGCCCUCCCCGCUCAGCUCAUGGCCGACGGCACGCCCCUCCACACCAACCCCCACCUUCUUACCGCCUACGCCCCUCUUCCCUUUGACCUGUUCAAGCAGGUCGUCGAGUCGCCCGAGCUCCCCAUUUCGUUCAUCCAGGACCGCUUCGGCUUUGCCAAGCGCGCCAUUACUCAGCGUAAAAAGCUCGCUCAGACGCAGGGUGGUGCUGGUACGCCCCCAGGCGCUCAGAUGGAGGAGAGCGUCGUCCUGGCUCUCAAGGACGACGGCGACGGCAUGUCAGUCCACAUUACGCGCAAGCCCAAGCGCUCGCGUGCCGCACUUUGGAAGACGGAGGGAUAG